AUGGAUGAGGAUCAACUUCUAGAUUAUGAUGAAGGAACUGCUGAAACCACUGAAGUUGUAGCUAAAACUGAUAACUCUAACCAAACUAAAAAAGUCAAGGGAACAUAUGCAUCCAUCCACUCUAGUGGAUUUAGAGAUUUCCUUCUCAAACCAGAAUUAUUAAGAGCUAUAAUUGAUUGUGGAUUUGAGCAUCCAUCUGAAGUUCAACAUGAGUGUAUUCCACAAGCUAUUCUUGGUAUGGAUAUUCUCUGCCAAGCCAAGUCAGGUAUGGGAAAAACUGCUGUUUUUGUUCUUGCUACUUUGCAACAAUUACAAGCUGUUGAUGGUACCGUAUCUGUUCUUGUAAUGUGUCAUACUCGUGAAUUAGCUUUCCAAAUUUCAAAGGAGUAUGAAAGAUUCUCAAAAUACAUGAAUGGUGUUAAAUGUCAUGUAUUCUUCGGUGGAGUUCCAACUAAAAAAGAUGAAGAUAUUUUGAAGAAGAAUACUCCACACAUAGUUGUCGGAACACCUGGACGUAUCCUUGCUUUAGCAAGAAGUCAAGAUUUAAAACUACACAACAUAAAAUAUUUUGUUCUCGAUGAAUGUGACAAAAUGAUUGGAGAUGCCGAUAUGAGAAAAGAUGUUCAAAGUAUUUUAAAACUAACUCCAAAAGAAAAACAAGUAAUGAUGUUUUCUGCCACACUUCCUAAAGAUGUCAGAGAAGUUUGUAAAAAGUUUAUGCAAGAUCCACUUGAAGUAUAUGUUGAUGACGAGGCAAAACUUACUCUUCAUGGUCUUCAACAACAUUACGUUAAACUUAGAGAGCCCGAAAAGAACAGAAAAUUACUGGAAUUAUUAGAUAGUUUAGAAUUCAAUCAAGUCGUUAUUUUUGCUAAAUCAGUUCAACGCUGUAUUGUUCUCAAUCAAUUGCUCACUGAUCAAAAUUUCCCAUCAAUUUGUAUUCAUCGCCAAAUGCCACAGGCAGAACGUCUUGAACGUUAUCAACAAUUCAAAGAUUUCCAGAAAAGGAUCUUAGUUGCUACUAAUUUGUUUGGUCGUGGUAUGGAUAUUGAGAGAGUUAACAUUGUUUUUAAUUACGAUAUGCCUGAAAGUUCUGAUACCUACCUCCAUAGAGUUGCAAGAGCUGGACGUUUUGGUACCAAAGGUCUUGCUGUCACAUUUGUUGCUGAUGAACAAGAUGCAGAGAUUUUGAAUGAUGUUCAAAAUAGAUUUGAUGUUGAUAUUACUGAACUUCCUCAAGAUAUUGAGAGUGGAGUUUACAUUGAAGGAAUGGAAUGA
Molecule: messenger RNA, 1278 nt
Organism: Strongyloides ratti
Lineage: Eukaryota; Metazoa; Nematoda; Chromadorea; Rhabditida; Strongyloididae
Product: ATP-dependent RNA helicase WM6
Exons: 4
Coding region: 1-1278 (425 amino acids)
Biological process (GO): mRNA export from nucleus; mRNA splicing, via spliceosome
Molecular function (GO): RNA binding; RNA helicase activity; ATP binding
Source: RefSeq, a predicted model, not a curated record